Molecule: messenger RNA, 2760 nt
Organism: Gamsiella multidivaricata
Lineage: Eukaryota; Fungi; Mortierellomycota; Mortierellomycetes; Mortierellales; Mortierellaceae
Product: XPG domain containing-domain-containing protein
Exons: 2
Coding region: 1-2760 (919 amino acids)
Source: RefSeq, a predicted model, not a curated record
AUGGGCGUUCUGGGCCUCUAUAGCUAUUUCAAGUCGAAAGCACUCGGACAGCGAAAGAACUGGACCGCUCACCCGCAAUCAACAAAUAUCAACGAUGACAGCUCAGCGCAGCAGGACGACGAAGCCCAGCGCUACUUUAUUCUGGACGGAAACGCCUAUAUCCAUCACCUCUAUUGCGGUCAACUUGAAUGGAUCUGGGGCGGACAGUACGCUUCCUUUGUCGAUCUACUGGUCGCCCACGUCACAGCCUUAAAGGCGUGUGGAUUCCACCUCCAGUUCCUAUUCGAUGGCCACUUGCCGCUCCAGAAGCUGCAGACGCGGCUCAACCGGGACACGGAAAAGAUUUUCAAGAUGAGCAGGGUCAUGGGUGAUCUAGAGCACUAUCAUGAUCUAGGAUUGAGUCAUAACAGGGCCAACAGCAACAAUAGCAGUAUACUUAUGGGGACCUUGGGUGGUGCGGAAGCUUUUGACAAGGGAGCCGGUGGGGCUGGCGGAGCCGGUAGUCGAAGCAGCCCUCAUUUUCUGAUCCCACCACUGGUUAUGGAGGUCACGCUACAGACAUUGAGGUCCUUAGGAGUGGACCUGAUGGUAUGCGACGGAGAAGCCGAUGGACUGGUCGCUCAUCUGGCCAUGGAGAAGUCCAUGAACGAGAAAGUAAAGGAAGCAUAUGCUAUCAGCAAGGACUCUGAUUACUUUAUCUACAACACGGGAUCCUCAGCAAAGGGAGGCUAUAUCCCUCUCGACAGUCUCUUUGUCUCGACCGAUCCAAAGACCCAGUCCACCCAGAUAACGGCCACAGUUUAUUCUCAGUCGACCAUUGCAGAUCAUCUCGGGAUCCGACCACAGUUCUUGCCACUCUUUGCGUCUCUGACAGGAAACGAUUACCUGCGACCGGAUUUGUUUGAGGAUCAGAUUGCAAAGGCAUUAGUAACAUUUACGGGUCAAAAAUUGUCGGCAGUGCCUAAUACCAAUUUUGCCAGGAUCAAGGCCACAGCAGCGUUUUUGAAGCAAUAUGGAGCAGGAGAUGACGCCAUUAAUGCAGUUGUCACAGGAUCAACAGGCGCUGAGCAAGUGGUCGAGGUUAUGGAGCGGUUGCUGAAAGAUCGAAAGAAGCUUUAUGUAGGGGAGACGGACGACAAACGAAUGGAACUGCGCUCCGCACUCGAGGAAUCUAUGGAACAAUAUUCGGUUAUUACCCAAGGCGAGGCCUCCACGAACACCGUAGUAGGUUUGUUGAACACGGCGACACCUUCAAAAGCAGCCACUGCUGGUCUUCACCAGAUGAAGGAGGCCAUCCGGACUGGACUGCUCUCGUUCAAGUUGAUGGAUGUGAUUUACAACAAGAUGUUUUGGUGCACACCCUUCUUGGAGGACAUGGAUCGGGAGAGCGCAUGGCUAGUUUCGAGGGAACUGAGACGGUGGGUAUAUGGCAUUUUGGCACGGAAUCUGUUGGUCGACAGCGCACAGGAACCCGAGGAAGAGUACGAGUCCUCGGAGUUGGAUGUCGUCGAGUACGUCAGACGCGGGAGCCACUUGUCGGCUGAGAUUGUCACGGCGGCAUCCAGAUUGGAACUUGACGAGGUCUUGAAAUCAGCCAGAGCAAAGUCUAGCAAGAGAACCGGGAGACGUAUCAGUGUCAUGGAUGUAGAUCCAGUCGAGCCGAAUAUACACAGCAACCACGUCGACCAGGAGGAUCAGGGAAAAUCCGAGACGAUGAGCAUCGAUAUGAACUUGGAGAAGGAAACAGAGCAGGUUGCGGAUGUUCUGGAUGAGGCUAGCAGGACUAGCCUGUUCUUGGGCAUCCUUGGAGCUGACACAGCUCAGGUGCGUGCGCUUCCUCAGCCGUAUAUGGUUCUAGCAGCCACACUUAGGUACUUGAUUAACGCACUCGCGCACUCCAAGACGCGAUCGGCCAGCAUCUCGGUUGCAAACUUUGAAGUCAUUGCAUUUGUGGCCACUGUCCUCUUCCUGAGAGAGAAAUAUCACCCAGAAGCGAUACCCUCGACAUCCAGUAGUCGCCAGGGCACACAAGAGCAGAGUCAGCAUCAGAACAGCAGUAUACCCGACCAAAUACUAGCAGCUGUUACGGAAUCACCAACGUCGAUCGCCUCUUCUCAGUCCAUAUCACUCUCAGGGUCAUCAACGUUGGAUGAAGCACCACCUUUGACAAAGCGAUCGCUUCACCUCUCAGCACAGUACCAGCAUACCCUUGGGGCAGUCUCUUCACUGGCGAACGCGUUGUACCUGGAGGAUAUGAUUCCGUCGCUGGCUAGUCUCUUUGACGGCCUUCUAUUCCAGCAGACUCUCGCACUCGCUCGUGGCGGGACUUUGUUGGAGCAGAGGAUGCAGUAUCCGGAAUCGGUCCAGAUGUACCACCUGAUCCUUGCUGCAGUGGAGGAGGAUUUCAUCGAUACCGGAGAGAUUGACGUCGCAGUCGUGUUUCGAGCUCCGCCGGGCAAGAAGGGACAACAACAUCAGCAACAGCAGCAGCAGGAUCAGCGCGUGUCGCUCGGGAUCUUUGGACCGGAUAUGGAAGCUGUGAAUCAACUACCUGUUGGGUCUCCGACUUUGUCGUCCUCAUCCUCGGCCUCGGGAACGUCAUGGAAGGUAGCCAAGUCCGCAGGGAUCCACAAAAAGUCGUCUGGAUCGUCCAAGAAACGCAGUGGAGGUGGCAGUGGUAGCGGAGGUCGCAAUGGCGGUCGAGGAGCAGGAGGCGGAGCAAAUAUGUUCAAUGUCUUGUCCCUUGGCUGCGAAUUCUAA